This is a messenger RNA of Bacillus rossius redtenbacheri, 897 nucleotides long. RefSeq names its product tyrosine-protein phosphatase non-receptor type 9-like. NCBI's taxonomy places the organism in Eukaryota, Metazoa, Arthropoda, Insecta, Phasmatodea, Bacillidae. Gene Ontology annotation, molecular function: protein tyrosine phosphatase activity. The record is from RefSeq and is a predicted model, not a curated record. Gene Ontology annotation, biological process: protein dephosphorylation. The transcript has a single exon. Bases 1 to 897 code for a protein of 298 amino acids.
AUGGGUGGCUGGAAUUCGAAAACCUUAACUUGUAACGGAUUAAUCAAAUUAGUUGAAAAAAGGAACGCCGUUGAAAUUAUUUACGACGAACACAAAGAAAUAAUGAAUAUGGAAGUGGAAGGAACUUUAAGCGCCCUUACAUCUGCUGAACACCUUGAAAACAGUCAACCGGAGAAAGAAGAAAUGUGGUUUGAACACAGCCGCGUAAUUCUUUCAGAAGAAACAAGCUCCAGCAACUACAUAAACGCUAGUUACAUCGACGGCUUCAAACGUCCUAAAGCGUACAUUGUAACAAGGACUCCUGAUUCGGAGGCGACGACCCGUAAUUUUUGGAAGAUGAUCUGGGAGCAUCAAACAGAAAUUAUUGUCAUGCUCAAUAAGUCUGAUGAAAAUGGGAAUGGCAUCUCAUAUUGGAACCCAGAAGAAGGAUCGUCGGUUGAUAGUGGAAAGCUAAAGAUCCAGACGAUCAAAGUACAUGAGACUCAUCAUCCGAAAUUUCAAAUCACGAGUCUUCUUGUAACGCACGAAGAUGGAGACGAGUUGUACGUUAACCACUUCUUAUUUAAGGACUGGCAACGAGACGAUAUCUCGCCCUCAGAAUGUGACUUCUUGGACUUAGUGUUUAUGUCACGACUUUACGAUCGAUCGGCAGGGACAUCAGUGAUUCUUAAAGCCUAUAAGAGUCCUAUAGUAGUCCAUUGCAGUGAUGGAUUACAGCGUUCAAUGGUGUUUUGUGCUAUCGAUAUUUCUAUAUCGAGAAUUUUAAAGUUAGGUAAAGUAAAUUUGUAUUCUAUUGUAUCAAAACUCAGACAAGAUAGGUACAAUUGCCUGUACGAUGCAAACGACUAUGGUUUUUGUUACUUAGCUUUGUAUUACUAUUCUAUGUUUUAUAUGUAA